Messenger RNA from Oldenlandia corymbosa var. corymbosa, 1030 nucleotides. The record is from the annotation of a GenBank genome assembly. NCBI's taxonomy places the organism in Eukaryota, Viridiplantae, Streptophyta, Magnoliopsida, Gentianales, Rubiaceae.
GAGGUGAGAUGCAAUGGUCCCAUAAGUAAAACUGAGAACAUGGUAUGACGCAGUGAGAGAAGAAAUUGGAGGGUAUCAUCAUUCAUUCAUCGGCCGAGAUGUCUAUUUGUACGUUCAUACCAUCACCAGUAUCUCAAUUCCUUACGUUGUCGUUGUCGUCGUCGUCUAAGUCCAGCUCCGCGCCUUCCAAAACUCCGGUACCUCGGAUUUCUGCCUCUGCUGAAGUUCCUGACUUCCUCUCUGCUGAUUGGCUCGAAUCUCGCAGGAAAAGGCCUUUUGGUCCCCGAUUAAGUUUUAGUGCAGAAGAAGCUGUCCAGCACCAACUGGAUGCUCUCAAGUACAAUGACCAACCACGCCAAGACUAUGGUAUCGAGGUCAUGUAUAGGUUCGCUGGAUUUGAUCCAUUUGAAAGGUCUACGUAUUUUGGGCGCUUCUUUGAUUUGGGACAGUUUGAACGGUUCAGGAGGAUAUUCCACCAUUCAACGUACAGAGUUUUACUUGGUCACCAAGAAAGGAAGAUCUUGAGCAGUCUAUACCCAAAGGAGUUUUCAGUUGACAUCACCAUCAGCAGCUAAAAUCAUAAAUGUUCGUGAAACAGAACUGCUAUAAGCAAAGGCUUUGGGUAAGAGGAGCUCGACCUGAGGAGGAAGAAAUCUUCCAAUUUACCAUGGUUCAGCGAGUGGGUGGUUCAUGGGAUGGCUAUUGGUUGACAGAGUCACUACUGCAUGAUGGGGAUUCAGAUUGUUUCUCUGGUGGCUUGGCUUAUUAAGUCGUCGAGUCUGCUGUGAAGUCAACUUUCUGUGGCGGCGAAAGGAAUCAAUUGUGUACAAAAUUUUUAGAUACUCAGAAAAGCAGUUUUCAAUAUGGAUUGUAAAGCUCGUAGAUAUGUACAUUGUACAGAAGAAAGCUUGGGGUACCUUUCUCCCUCGUAAUAGUAGAAUUGGGAAUAUGGAUUUGCCAAUGUAAUUCUUUACAGUUUAUAAUGAUUUUUCUUUAAACGUUAAUGAGUCCAUUUUGAAUUUCAUCGCCA